Messenger RNA from Entamoeba histolytica HM-1:IMSS, 1905 nucleotides. RefSeq lists its product as uncharacterized. The transcript has a single exon. NCBI's taxonomy places the organism in Eukaryota, Evosea, Mastigamoebida, Endamoebidae. The coding region runs from base 1 to 1905 and encodes 634 amino acids. Gene Ontology annotation, molecular function: protein binding. The record is from RefSeq and is a predicted model, not a curated record.
AUGAAGCGAAGAAAUGAAGAAAAAAAUCAACGGGUUAUGAAACUUGAAAAUGAAUUUAAUGCUUCCUUUGAGGAAGUUACAAAAGAUAGUGAAGAAACACGAUUUGAUCAACGUGCUUUAAAAAUGUUAGAUAUUUUUCACGAAAUUAAAAAACAUGUUAUUACAAAAGUAAUAGAUCAUUGUAUUGAUUUAGGAAGAGAUACAUUAUGUGAAAAAUGGAUUGGUAUUGGUGCUAAGAUAAUUGGAAAUGAUAAAGACUUUAUAUGUAAAUCUCUUACGUAUUUAGAAGAAAGAGGAAAAUUUACAAAAAUAGGCAAAUUAUUUGAUGAUUGUGCAGAAAAAUGUGAUGAUGAAACUAUUUGUAUUAAAGCAAUUCAAUGGUAUGAAAAAAUUCAUGCAUUUGAUAAAGCACGAAAAUUAUUGGAAGUUAAAAUAAAAGGAAAAAAUGUGAAUUUAGUAUGGAAAAUUAUAUUUGAAGGAUUAAUGUUUGAAGCUCGUGUUGGUUCUUUGAAUGUAGCCCUUAAUGGUAUGAAUGUUUUGGUUAAUAAAAAGUUAACGGGAACAGCUAUCGCACCAAUGUUAUAUGAACAUGCGUUGAUGUACCAUAAAUUAUUGAACGAAAACAAAUGUUAUGAGUUAUGUGAAAAAGGAUUGUCUUCUUUUCCAAAAUAUAUUCAUUUAUUAAUAUUAUUAAUACGAACUAGGAGUAGGAUUACCAACUUAAGAAUUAAUAAAAUUAUUAAAAAGAAUAGUUUAAUUUGUUCUUCAGUUAAUUCUCCUAGAAGUCCAUUAACCAAUGUUAGUUUUGAAAAUGAAGAACAAUCAGGUAAUUCUCUAGAAAUAAUCAAUAGUUAUAAAAGGAAAAAAGAAAUUGAAGAAGAGGUAUUAGAAAAUACUAUAGUAGAUGCGAUUCAUGAAGUGGUAUUAGAAUUUAAAGGUGAUUUACAAAAAAUUGUAAAUAAACACAUUGGGAGUUUGAGUGCUGAUGUUCAGUGGAAAGUUUAUCUUGAAGUUGCACUAACAGCAUGUGAUUAUGGAUGGGAUGAUAUGGCAAUAGAACAAUUUGAAAUUUGUUUAAAAUCUUCUCCACUUAAUACAAUAUGGAAAAGUUAUGUUUUAAUGGCACGUCAUUUUAUGAAUAAAGAUAUAAAUAAAUCAUUGAAAUAUUUAAAAGAAGCACAACAACUUGUUGGAGAAAAACAAGUUGGAAUUGUACUAAUGGAAAAAGCACAUAUUGAAGAGGUUAUUAAAGAUGAAAAUAACGCAGUUAAAAAAGCAUAUGAAAUUAUAGAAGUAAUUGAUGAUUGGAAAUAUUCUAUUGAAGCUAUUAUGAUUCUUGUUCGUUGUAAUAAGGUUAAACAAGGAUAUGAUAUAUGUAAAUCUGUUGUUGGACAAUUUCCAUCAACAGGAAGAGUAUGGGGACUAUUUGUUAUGUUAUCUCAAAUUGAAGGAAUUCAAAAACAAGAAAAAUCUCUUGAACUUGCAUUGAGAAAUGCACCUAAAUCUGGAGAGGUAUGGUGUGAAGGUGCAAGAAUGGCAAUGAAACAAGGUAAUUUUUAUUUGUCAUUAUUAUUUCUCAAAUAUGCCCAAUUAUUUACUCCUCAAUAUGGGGAUAUUUAUAUAGAAUUUCUUAAAUUAGUAAUUCUUACUAAACAAUGGUCAAUGUUAAAGAAUAUAAUUUUGUCAUGUGUUCACUCUGAACCAAAUUAUGGAUUGUUAUGGACAUUCUAUAAAGAAGAAGAGACAUCCCCAAUCAAAAUAUUAAAAAAUGCAUUUAAAAAUCUCAGAAAAUCAUACCAACAAAAUAUUUUUAUUAAUCCAUUAGAUAUUUACAAGAGAUGUAAAAAAUACCCCCAAAAAACAAGAGUUAGAAUGAUUCUUGGGUCUGAGCUUUUUAAAGCUUGA